Molecule: messenger RNA, 1722 nt
Organism: Aspergillus welwitschiae
Lineage: Eukaryota; Fungi; Ascomycota; Eurotiomycetes; Eurotiales; Aspergillaceae
Exons: 3
Coding region: 1-1722 (573 amino acids)
Source: RefSeq, a predicted model, not a curated record
AUGUGGACGACCUUUCUUUCUGUGGCAGCUGGGCUAGCCAGUCUGCCAUUGACUCGUGCCUUUAACAAUCCCCCAGGGGUGGACAUCUGGUGCGGCAAGGCUUAUCGAGCAAGCAAUGCUUCAUUCAACCCUGGUGGCUGGUUCGAGCAGCCCUCGUACUCUUCCACCCCCCUGCUCAAUCUCAAGGUCCGGCCACGGAUGAGCAUCUACCUCGAGACAGAUGCAAAGGGUAGCCUUCUCGUCGACACCACCGUCUCUCACCUCGUUGGUGAUCCUCUACCAGUACAGACCAGCACAAAUUACACAGACCAGCACAUCCAUGUCGACAUCCACAUUUCCGCCGACAAGACCCCAAUUGCAUCGAUCACCAACUAUACCCUCCCUCUUGACAUCACCAAGGCCGAAAUUCCCCUCUCCUUCGACGACCUCACCCCAACGCUAACCCCCUACACCAUCACCACCACCGCAUCCUUCUCCAAUAGCAUCACCAACUCCACCUUCACCGCCUCCUCCGAACUUUUCUACCUCCCCCAACGCACCGACGGCGGCAGCGCCACCCGCAUCGACCACCGCACGGGCAUGCUCUCCUACAUCCGCAACCAAUCCGUAACCUGGACUCCAAUCUUCCCCUACACAUAUUACGCCCAAUGGUCUCUCUACUGGGACACCAACACCACCACUCUAACCACCUUCGCCUCCCAAGGCUACAAUGUAAUCCACAUAGUUCCCACCGGGACCCUCAGCGACACCCCCUUCCCCUGGUCCACCUUCACCCCCUACCUCACUUCAUCCGACAUGCACAACCUACACCUCCAAUACGACGUCCUCUUCGACCAGACCAACCUCACCAAGCUCACCGACCAAGUCUCCCACAUCCACACCCACCCCUCCCUCCUCCUGUACUACACGGCCGACGAACCAGACGGUAAAUCCAACCCGUUGAACUCAACUCGUCUCGCCUACGACCUCAUCCGCUCCAUGGACCCGUACCAUCCUGUUUCUCUAGCCCUGAACUGUAAGGACUUCUAUUAUGAGGAGUAUGCCUCGGGGGCAGAUAUCAUUCUGUCGGAUGUAUAUCCCAUCUCCACAAACACAUCUUGGUCUACGGUAUAUGAUACGCCGUGUAAUGCUACGUAUGGGUGUUGUGGGUGUGAUGAUUGCGCGGGUGAGUUCGAGGAUAUUAGCGAUAGAUUGGAUCAGUUCUAUGAUUUUGAUGGGGUUAUUGGAUGGGAGAAGGUGCAUUGGGCCGCGCCGCAGGCGUUUGGGGAGGAGACGUUUUGGACGAGGUACCCUACUGCUGAAGAGGAGGUGGUGAUGGUCAUGUUGAGUGUGAAUCAUGGGGCCAUGGGGAUUGUUAUGUGGGAUUAUCCGAGUAGUGAGGGGAUUGAGCGGGUUACGCGGGAGUUGGCGCCCGUGGUCACCGGGGAGGUGUUUGUGGGGUUUUUGGAUGAGGGAGUUAGAGGAGAGGGGGUGGUGAGGGGGGCGAAGAGGGUGGAUGUUGCUGGGUGGGUAGUGGAGGAGGAGGGGAAAGCGUUGGUCAGUGUGUUGAAUUUGAACUAUGGGGGCACUGGGGAGGUGAGGGUGGGCUUGGAAGGUGUGAGCGUGGCUGGGGUGGAGAGCGUGCUUUGGGGUGGGGAGGAGUGGGUGGUAAAGGAUGGGGAAUUGGUUAGGGAGGGGUUGAGGGGAUUGGAAGUAUGUAUCUUGGUGGUGGAUUUGGUGUAG